Camponotus floridanus (Florida carpenter ant) is the source of this 1275-nucleotide messenger RNA. RefSeq lists its product as uncharacterized. The transcript has 4 exons. The record is from RefSeq and is a predicted model, not a curated record. Gene Ontology annotation, molecular function: nucleic acid binding. Lineage: Eukaryota; Metazoa; Arthropoda; Insecta; Hymenoptera; Formicidae. The coding region runs from base 1 to 1275 and encodes 424 amino acids.
AUGAACGACGAAAAUCGCAAUCGUCGUCUAUUACCGAAGAAGACGAAAGAAUCCUUCAAAUUGAACAGAAAUUGCACAAACAGACGGAGUUUCGGAGGUUUAUCAAACGCAGAAAUUUGUUACGCACAUCGGUUGCUAAUUUUAACAGUGCAAGAAUUUUACUUCCUUGAAGUAGUAUUUAAGUUGCGAGCGGGUAAACAAAUUCAAGUCAGCAGCAAAUUACUAGCACUUAACCCUUUCAUCGACGAGAAGGGAUUGCUCAGGGUGGGCGGCAGAAUUCAAAAUUCGAAAAUGACCUUUGAAUUUAAACAUCCUAUAAUUUUACCUUUGGAUAACAGGGAAAGAGUAUUGCUAGGAAAGUUGCACACGAGUGCGUUACUUGUUUUAAAUAAGCCAAAGACAUUGUCACAAAUUAUGGGACAAUUAUCUGCGGAUCGGGUAAUACCAAAACGACCAUUCUUCGUUACCGGAAUGGAUUUUGCCGGACCGAUCACAACAUUAAUAAAUAAAGGCCGUGGUAGAAAGACGAACAAGUCAUACAUCUCGUUAUUUGUAUGCUUCACGACUAAGGCGAUUCAUCUUGAGGCUGUCAGUGAUUUGAGUUCAGCUUCUUUUAUAGCCGCGCUUAGGCGUUUCACGGGACGUCGAGGUUAUCCUCAACGCAUCUAUUGCGAUAAUGCGACGAAUUUCGUCGAAUCAAAGAAUGAGAUUUGCGAGAUGUAUGAUUUGAUUGAGAAGGAGGAGCGGGAAUUGAACGACAAUUUUUGUAUCCCAAAUAGAAUUGAAUGGAAAUUUAUACCACCGGCGUCUCCUCAUAUGGGAGGUCUAUGGGAAGCAGGCGUGAAAUCAUCCGCGGACUUGCAACCGCUUACACCAGGACAUUUUUUAAUUGGUGGUCCAAUGACCGCUCUCCCCAACAUUAACAUAACCGAACUACCUACAAAUCGCCUCGAUCGCUGGCAGACCGUUCAAAAAAUCACCCAAUUAUUUUGGAAAAGAUGGAGUAAGGAAUAUCUAACAUCUCUGCAAGGUAGAAUUAAAUGGACUCGCGAACAAAUUAAUUUAAGCAUUAACGACAUUGUAAUAAUACAGGACAAUAACGCGCCACCACUGAAGUGGAGGCUAGGACGAGUAAUCGAAUUACAUAAAGGAACAGAUGAUAAGGUGCGAGUCGUUACGUUACAGACAGCGAAGGGAACAUGUAAAAGAGCUAUAAACAAAUUGUGCAAACUUCCGCUCUCUGAUGUGUUAUUUAAUCAUAAGGAUGAGGAUUAA